AUGUCUCAAUACAAUAUCUCGAACCUCCCUCGCAUCUCACGAGAGUCUCUCGCUUCCCUGAUCAAGAACAAGCAUCCCUCCAUGGCCGUCAUCGACGUACGAGACUCAGAUUACAUUGGCGGACACAUCCUCGGCGGUCAAAACCUCCCCUCCAACACCCACGACUACAAAAUGCCUGAAUUGGUGAGAACACUGAAAGAAAAGGAAGUUGUGGUUUUUCAUUGCGCGUUGAGUCAGCAGAGGGGGCCUAGUGCGGCGUUGAGGUAUUUGAGGGAGAAGGAGAGAUUGGAGGGAGGAAAAGAGAAGGCGGUGGAGGGUAAGGAAGGGAAAGAGGGGGUGGAGGUUGAGGGACAGACUGUCUAUGUCCUUGAUGGUGGGUUUGUGAAGUGGCAGGAAGUAUACGGAGAAGACAAGGAACUUACGGAAGACUACCAGAAAGAUAUCUGGGAGUUUGGAUAUUAG
Aureobasidium melanogenum CBS 110374 is the source of this 462-nucleotide messenger RNA. RefSeq names its product Rhodanese-like protein. Gene Ontology annotation, molecular function: protein tyrosine phosphatase activity. Bases 1 to 462 code for a protein of 153 amino acids. NCBI's taxonomy places the organism in Eukaryota, Fungi, Ascomycota, Dothideomycetes, Dothideales, Saccotheciaceae. The record is from RefSeq and is a predicted model, not a curated record. The transcript is spliced from 2 exons. Gene Ontology annotation, cellular component: cytoplasm; nucleus.